Parnassius mnemosyne (clouded apollo) is the source of this 1137-nucleotide messenger RNA. The record is from the annotation of a GenBank genome assembly. Lineage: Eukaryota; Metazoa; Arthropoda; Insecta; Lepidoptera; Papilionidae.
AUGCCUGGAUCUAUCCAAACAAACAGAACAAGACGCAAUGAAGAGAAGCAAAACAUUUCUCAUGACAUGUCUGUAUUAAUUCCAGGAGUAUAUCGUCCACGAAACAGAUUAUUUAACAACCAGAAACAUUCACGUUAUCAGAGAGCUGUUCUUAAAAACGGGGAAAUAAAUGUUUACCAUAAACACGGUAUGAAAUUUUUCUCCGACUUCUUCCUUGCUCUUGUUGAAGUAAGGUGGAGAUGGACACUCACUUUUUUCUUCAUGGCCUUUACUGGUAACUGGCUUCUUUUUGGAUUUAUUUAUUGGAUUAUUUCCUACAUACACGGAGAUUUCAUUGAAUCACACCUUCCAGAGAAUCUGAAUACUACAUAUUUCACACCUUGCAUUGAGAACGUUUUUGGUUUUACGUCGACAUUUCUUUUUAGUGUAGAAGUUCACACGACAGUUGCAUAUGGUCGAAGAUCGAUAACUUUAGAAUGUCCGGAGACUAUAAUUGCUAUGUGUUUGCAAUGUAUUGUAAGUUCUAUAUUCCAGUCAGUUAUGAUCGGAAUAUUAUUUGCAAAAUUAACAAGGCCUAUAGCUAGAACUCAAACAAUACUUUUUAGUAAGUACUCUGUUAUAACUACGAGAGAUGCACAAUUAUGCCUAAUAUUCAGAGUUGGUGAUGUGAGAAAAUCAAGAAUACUUAAUAUUAUUCCCAAAGCCUAUGUAUUAAGAUAUAACACUGACUGCGAAAAUAAUAUAUCAAGCGAAGAGCAAAUAGAGUUAAAAGUUGAAAUCGUGGAAUGUGAACCAAUAUUCUUUUUAUGGCCUAUUCACGCAGUUCACGUAAUUGAUGCAAAUAGUCCUUUUUAUCGCACAUCUGCAGCAGAUUUUCUUUGUAGUAAAGUAGAGAUAAUAGUUGUGUUUGAAGGAAUUAUAGAAUCUACUGGACAGCCCAUUCAGGCGAGAUCUAGUUACACCGAAAGUGAUAUCUUGUGGGGUCAUAAUUUUGUAUAUAUGGUAUCUUAUGAUAGUGAUAAACUUAAGUAUAACGUAGAUUUUUCAAAAUUAUCAGAAGUGGAACAAGUUGAAACGCCUUUAUGUUCUGCGGAGGAAUAUGACUCUCUGGUGAGAUCACUUGCACCGUCUUUAUAA